AUGGUCGCCAACGCCGGGAUCAUUAUCCCCAAGUCAAUGAUGGACACUGACUUGGACGACUUCAGUCUCAUUCUCAACGUCAAUGUGAAAGGAACAUUUAUCUGCUAUCGGGAAGCCGCCCGACAAAUGAUUGCACAAGGCACAGGGGGCCGGAUUAUCGGCGCCGCCUCCCUAGCGGCCCAUCGGCCGUCACACGGUUCAACCCCGUAUGCAGCCAGUAAAUGGGCCGUGCGUGGAUUGACUCAGAGUAUGGCCUACGACUUGGCGGAAUAUGAUAUCAAUGUCAAUGGUUUGGAUCCACGUCUCAUAUUCUCCGCUGGAACGUUUCUCGCUGAUGUUGACCCAAAGCCUAUUAUGUGGGAGCAGAUUGAUGAAGUCAUGGGCAAAGAACAAGGACUGGCCAAGGGCGAAGCGUUUGCGAGAUCAGUCGAAGCUCGAUGCGCGCUGAAGAGACCCUCGGUCCCUGACGAUAUCGCCGCCUUGGUGAGCUUCCUGGCCGGACCGGGUUCGCGCAACAUCACCGGCCAAGCCCUGAUUGUCGAUGGAGCGGAGCAUAAGGACGGAACAGAGCAUGGCGCCAGGAUGAUCACAAUAGCAACUGUAUUUUCUAUCCUCGGAGCAUCUACGGAGGCGUUCGACCUGUAUCUCCUCAUUUACUACCACUUUCGAGAAAAUGAUGGAAAAUCCGAUGCCGCUUACCCACAGGUAGUUCAUGGUGCGAUAAAUUGUGCGAGAUUAGCCCGAACGGCCCUUCAGAUGCAAAUUUCCCUCGCAAUGUUUGGAGAUGUCCGGGGCAUGCUCCUUUCUCGCUAUGGCCGACAGUCUAUGGCUGGCACAAUAACCUGGAAAUACCUCGAACGCGUCCGAAGUCAAUAUGUCUGCAUGCGAGGCAGAGACCAGACCAUUGAACCUCUGGAGUCGGUCGAAGAACAGGCUUAUUGGGCAGUUUCUGCCUUGGUCCUAAGCCGGGAUUAUCUCGGCAAAGAGUGUGGAGUGGCACCAGACUAUUGCAUGAAAUCCUGGAACGGCUCCAUCAUGGAUCACCUCUAUGAAACCCAGGACCAGCUUGAUCGAAAUCUGUCAUGGGCUUCCAAGCAGCUAUCUAUGUCCCGGGUCGACCAUUACGCUCAAGUAUUGGCUUGCUUAGUUCUUGAGGAAUGUGCAGUCAACGGGGCCAACUGUCCCAUUGGACCGGACCACACAGAGAGCGAGAAUCAUCAAGGCUUCCCCUGUGACUUGAAAGGUCUCGCUGUUGCCAUUCUUCCAUUCAUAUUGCGGACCGAAAUCAUUGUGGAGGCCAUAGAGGCUGUGUGGUGGCCGUCAACGCCGCUUCCCUCGUUUCUGUUUCACCAGGCGAUUCGGCUCAUGAGGCGAAAGAUUGAAAAAAGCCCGGCAUUCUACGAGAGGACAAUCCAGUCAGUCGUUGCACGUCUUUCCCCGACGUUCGAAGCGGGGCUAUCCGAGCCAUGUUUGAUUCCCAACAGCACUCUCAAACGAAUUGGUAUGAGGGUCGUCGGUCUUCUACCCUUGCCCACCACCGUGGUGCCAGAGAAGAUUGAAGAGCCCCGAAAUGCUCUUAAAAUACCGCAACCGACGUCAGCAUGUUCCGAAUCUCCAGAAGUGGGAAGAUUCUUCUUGAAUUCUAGGUCAUUGACGCUCGCACAAUCCUGCACCUCCUCCAACAGCUCAGAUUAUGGCAGGUUUCGGCGCACAACUUCUAGACUUAGGUCCAAUACUGCCGCCUCAACUACAACCCAGCAGACCGCUUCGUCAGGUCGGAUGAGUUUGCAGAGCAGCCUGGGGUUUUCUAGGGUCACUGGCCUUCCGUCGAAUCCCUCACUGACGAACAGUGACGAUGCCGUUUCCCUGGACGUCAGUAUGAGUGGGUAG
Fonsecaea nubica is the source of this 1890-nucleotide messenger RNA. RefSeq lists its product as hypothetical. The record is from RefSeq and is a predicted model, not a curated record. Bases 1 to 1890 code for a protein of 629 amino acids. Gene Ontology annotation, molecular function: oxidoreductase activity, acting on the CH-OH group of donors, NAD or NADP as acceptor. The transcript is spliced from 9 exons. Lineage: Eukaryota; Fungi; Ascomycota; Eurotiomycetes; Chaetothyriales; Herpotrichiellaceae.